CAUGAAGAAGGAAACUUCCGGAUUUUACACUGCUACGGCGUAUCUAGUGCAGCUAGAGCUAACGUUAAACAUCCGUGUGUGCGAGCAUAUAUUUCCCCCUUUCCUCUUUUAAAACACAAUACAUGUCGCAGAGGACUGUCUGAAAUACCGCAAUUUAUCUCACAUUUGGUGUACUAAAUCCUCAAAAUGCCAGAGACUGAGCUAUACUCGAAUCCCCUCGCACCAGACGGUCAUGAGGUUGAGGAUCAUCGGUCAGCAAAUCAAUCUAAGCUGACCAAUGAAGACUUCAGAAAGCUUUUGAUGACCCCUCGAGCUACCCCCUCCUCAGCUCCACCUUCAAAAUCAAGACAACAUGAAAUGCCACGGGAGUAUAAUGAAGAUGAGGACCCUGCUGCACGUAGGCGGAAAAAGAAAAGUUACUAUGCCAAGUUGAGGCAGCAGGAGCUGGAGAGGGAGCGUGAGCUUGCUGAGAAAUACCGUGACCGAGCCCGUGAGAGACGUGAUGGCGUCAACAAGGAUUACGAGGAGACAGAACUCAUCAGCACCACGGCCAACUACAGAGCUGUGGGGCCCACGGCAGAAGCGGAUAAAUCGGCUGCAGAGAAGAGGCGUCAGUUGAUCCAGGAGUCCAAGUUCUUGGGUGGUGACAUGGAGCAUACUCACUUGGUGAAAGGGUUGGAUUUUGCCCUGUUGCAGAAGGUACGAGCCGAGAUCACUAGCAAGGAGAGGGAAGAAGAGGACAUGAUGGAAAAAGUGCAGAAGGAAGUCAAAAAAGAUGAAGACCCUGAGCAGAAAAUCGAAUUUAAGACUCGCCUUGGAAGAAACAUGUACCGCAUCCUGAUGAAAGGCCGACAGUAUGAGAGGAACGAGCUCUUUCUGCCAGGACGCAUGGCCUACGUGGUCGAUCUGGAGGAUGAGUACGCGGACACGGACAUUCCCACCACCCUCAUCCGCAGCAAAGCCGACUGCCCCACCAUGGAGGCCCAGACCACCCUCACCACUAAUGACAUCGUCAUCAGUAAACUGACCCAGAUCCUGUCCUACCUGAGGCAGGGCACACGGAACAAGAAGAUGAAGAAGAAAGAGAAGGGAGGAAAGGUUGAUGAAAAGAAGGCUCCUGAAGCAGACCUGACUAUAUUCGACGACAUUGGAGACUACGCUCCGUCCACCUCAAAGAUAAACCGCGAGAAAGAGAAGGAGCGCUACCGGGAGAGAGAGAGGGAGAGAGAACGUGAGAGGGAGCGAGAGAGGGACCGAGAGGAGGAGAAAAGACGGCACAGUUACUUUGAGAAACCUCUAGGGGAGGAUGAUCAUGAGACUAUUGAUAUUGAGAAAGGUCCUGAAGCACUGAAGGACCAGAUCAAGCUGAUCAAUGAGAAGUUUGCAGGUGCGGCAGGCCCCCAGUGGCCAGGCCCGGAGAUUGCUGGAACAAGACGUGAAGAAAAGAAGAGCCUCGGCGACUUCUUUGGCACGUCGAACAGCUACGCCGAGUGCUACCCAGCCACAAUGGAUGACUUGGCUGUGGACAGUGAUGAGGAAGUGGACUACAGCAAAAUGGACCAGGGUAACAAGAAGGGCCCUCUUGGUCGCUGGGACUUUGACACACAAGAGGAGUACAGUGACUAUAUGAACAACAAAGAAGCCCUACCCAAGGCUGCUUUUCAAUAUGGCAUCAAGAUGUCUGAGGGCAGGAAGACUCGUCGCUUCAAAGAGACCAACGAAAAAGCCGAGCUGGAUCGCCAGUGGAAAAAGAUCAGUGCUAUCAUUGAAAAGAGGAAGAAACAGGAGGCUGAUGGGGUCUCGGUGAAAAGACCAAAGUACUGAAGAUUGCCGCUGAACGUCAUCAUAAGCAAACAAGAGAUUUUAAUCUCAAAGAAAUGUGUAUAGUACAAAUCCUGUUUUGUGUAGCGAAGUGUGUUUUGUUCAUUUUCCAUAUAUAAUUAUUGCUGCCUACAACAUUUAUAUUUAGAAGAAUACUUUUCUCUUUCUGAUUGUGUAAUUUCUACUUUAAAAAUGUGUUGUGCAAGGUGCUGUUUUUCAGUACAAAAUGUUUCUCUUUUUUUUUUUUUUUUUAAGUCUUCAAAAAACUAAACUUAUAACCACA
Messenger RNA from Clupea harengus (Atlantic herring), 2104 nucleotides. RefSeq names its product IK cytokine (gene ik). The record is from RefSeq and is a predicted model, not a curated record. Lineage: Eukaryota; Metazoa; Chordata; Actinopteri; Clupeiformes; Clupeidae.